Nematolebias whitei (Rio pearlfish) is the source of this 1445-nucleotide messenger RNA. RefSeq names its product exoribonuclease 1 (gene eri1). The record is from RefSeq and is a predicted model, not a curated record. Gene Ontology annotation, biological process: exonucleolytic trimming to generate mature 3'-end of 5.8S rRNA from tricistronic rRNA transcript (SSU-rRNA, 5.8S rRNA, LSU-rRNA). Gene Ontology annotation, molecular function: 3'-5'-RNA exonuclease activity; nucleic acid binding. The transcript has 7 exons. Gene Ontology annotation, cellular component: nucleolus; cytoplasm. The coding region runs from base 250 to 1269 and encodes 339 amino acids. Lineage: Eukaryota; Metazoa; Chordata; Actinopteri; Cyprinodontiformes; Rivulidae.
GUCCACAGUUUUCUAAAAACAAAGUUUAACGUCGCCACGGAGCGUCUUUUCAGUCGUUUAGCUUUAUGCUAAAUCAAUUUAGUUAUACAUUUAUUUUAUAAUUUCCGACCGUACUCGCAGCGACAAACAGACUCGAUUCCUUUAAAAAGUAAAUAAGGCGGUGAUGUUAGCUAAUGUUCAAAUUUACGUUUUUUACAUGAAGUCUUGGUUUUAAAAUCGCUGCUAAGUUUCUGGAGAGGCUGAUUUUAAAUGGAUGAACACAAGGAAAACAUUCAUGGCAACGACGUGAAUGUGAAGAUGACAGACACACAAGAUGAUGAGAAGGCAAAGCCCUGCAGCCGAAUAUGCCCCGAGGGAGAAACGGCUCCUCAGACGUCCCAGUCGGACAGUGACUUCAGUCAUCCGGUUUACAAAGAGAUCGCUUUAGCCAACGGACACAUCAACCGCAUGUCCAAGGACGAGCUGCGGAUCAAGUUAGCAGAGCUGAAACUCGACACCAGAGGAGUGAAGGACGUGAUGAAGAAGAGAUUAAAGAACCACUACAAGAAGCAGAAGCUAAUGCAGUCUGCGGCCGAGGGGGGUCCCACUGACACCUACUACGAUUAUAUCUGUGUGGUGGACUUCGAGGCGACGUGUGAAGAGGAUAAUCCCUCAGACUUCCUCCAUGAGAUCAUCGAGUUCCCCAUGGUUCUCAUCAACACGCACACCUUACAGAUUGUGGACACGUUUCAGGAAUACGUGAAACCCGAGCUGAACCCGCAGCUCUCAGACUUCUGCGUGACGUUAACAGGAAUCGCACAGAAAAUGGUGGAUGAAGCAGAUUCGUUUCCAGAUGUCCUCCGGCGAGUCGUGGCCUGGCUUCAGGAGAGGGAACUCGGAACGAAAUACAAAUACGCCAUUCUGACCGACGGGUCGUGGGACAUGAGCAAGUUCCUCAACAUCCAGUGUCGUCUCAGCCGGAUCAAAUAUCCUCAGUUUGCUAAGAAGUGGAUAAACAUACGGAAGUCUUACUGCAACUUCUACAAGGUGCCGCGCACGCAGACGAAGCUGAGCACCAUGCUGGAGAAGCUGGGGAUGAAGUACGAAGGCCGUCCUCACUGCGGCCUGGACGAUUCUCGCAACAUCGGCAGGAUAGCGAUGCGCAUGCUGCAGGACGGGUGCCAGCUGCGCGUCAACGAGCGACUGCACGGCGGCCAGCUGCUCUCCGUUCCCAGCUCGGCCCCGAUGGAAGGAGCGCCGGCGCCUCGUAACCCCUGCAGCAGAGACUAGAGCCAGAAAAUGAACUCGCCAGCCUUAAAAUCGGUCUUCGCUUCGUCCCCAUCGACUGCAGAGAGAAAAGCACUUUAACCGGAGCUUCAAGCUGUAAAAGGGGUCGUUUUUAGAUUUCACUCGGUGCAAAUUAUUUUUCUUCCCAAUUUAAAAAAAUACAGCUAAUUCCCACGAUU